AUGCAGUUGCUCGAGACGUGGGCAACGGCGCACCUCGAGGCACUGGGCGUCGACAGAGUGUUUGCGCCCUACAUUGUAGCCAUGUUGCCACCGCACAUGGAGCUCGACCGCGACCGUCUGGAGGAAGCCAAGUGCAACAUCCACGAGGUGCUCAUGGGGUGGCUCGCCCCCGAAGACGAGGACCGUGUGCUGGAGUUUGUCGAUGAGCUGGUGACGCUCGCGGAAAAUGCGGUGCAGCUCACGGACGCCGCAACGGCGUUAGCCGCUCACUGCAGUGGCCAUCGUGUGCAUCUGAAGGACGACAUUCAUCAAAUGGCUGACCAGGGAGAAGAGCUCAAGGCGUCGGCGCCGUCGUUCGUGCCUCGCCAGUUGCUGUCGCCCGCCGUUGCCGAGUUUCACCCGACGACGACGACAGUGACGCACAGUGAGACGGAUGUGGCUCAGGACAGGCAAACGACGUGUUUGUCGACGCCGCUGUGUGCGCCACCGCCUCAUUUGCAGAGCAAGGGGGCGUACGAGAAGGACGAUGCGGACGACAGGAAGCAAGCGGACGACGCGCAGGACGGUCUGGAGGACGCUAUGCAGAACGAAGACAGUUUCUUUUGGUCCGUGGCUUACGAGUUGGUGAGCCACUUGCAGCUUAAGUUCCAGGAUAUCGACCCCGAUCGAAUGUGCGAGCUCUUGCGACUUGUGGGACUGGACGUGGACAAGGCCCAUGCCGUACUGAAGGUGACGAUUGAGCGUGAGUCGGUCGGACCCAGCCAAGUGUGUCGUCACUACAUGCAAGGCGAUUGUCGCCGCGCAGAUUGUAUGUUUCUGCACGACACGAACAUGAUAACCUGUCGGUUCUGGCUGCGUGGCUCGUGUCUGCAAGCAGAGCACUGCGUAUUUGCGCACGAUUUCUGCGAAUACUAUUCGAUGGAUGACAAUGCGCUGGGCCGGCGUGAUUACGACAGCGAGGACGAAAUGGACCAGAACAGCACAUCUCUGGACAUCCAAGCUGAAGACGCGUUUCCGUCCCUCCAGAGCGCCUCAAAAGCGCCUUUGGCUGCGCGGGAACCCCCGGCAAGAGGUGACACCACGUCGUCCGAAGUCAUGAUGGACGCCUACCCGUCGACGAACGAUGUCGUGGCGAAUCUCACCAUGAACUUUGCUCGCGCUGUAGCGCUACAGCCAAGACGCGCAGCAGUCACUCGUCCAUCAAGCAACGGCAGCUACGGCAUGCACCCGACGCGACGACCGCCACCUCCACCGUCUGUGCACCGCCUGCUGUAUCACAAGAGCGGGAGCAGUGACAGUAUCGGGACCAAGUGGCUUUCGACCGGCCAGGCUGUGGCGAUGCAGUACCUGAAGUUGCGCGAGCGGGCCUACGAAAUGGCGUGCGCGCGCAACAAGUGCUUCAUGGGCGCCACGCAGGCGUAUCGAAGUGGUAACAAAGCACUGGCGAAAGGACUGUCAAAGCAAGGGCACGAGUACAAUACCAAGAUGAAGCACCUGCACUUUUUGGCAGCGUCCGAGAUCUUCGAGUCGCGCAACCCGCCGAACCAGUUGUACAUGGAUCGGAUGAUGGACCUUCAUGGACUGCACGUAGCUGAGGCUGUCGAAUUUCUUUCCCAGAUGCUGCCUAAGCUUGCAGACGAAGGUGUGGACAGCAUAUACUUGGUCACAGGUUCCGGGCACCAUUCCAGGGGUCCGGACGGCAAUGCGCGUCUACUGCCAGCAGUCGAGCGCUUUUUGGCCGGCGAGGGCUACCAGUUUUCACGCGUGGCGGACGGCGCAGGGUUUGUGGGGAUGCUGCUAGUAGACUUGCAGUGGUAA
Molecule: messenger RNA, 1818 nt
Organism: Hyaloperonospora brassicae
Lineage: Eukaryota; Oomycota; Peronosporomycetes; Peronosporales; Peronosporaceae
Source: the annotation of a GenBank genome assembly